AUGUCUCUCUGGCAAUCUUACCGGAACCUUUCGCCGCGCACACGCCUAAUGCUUGGCGGAGGCGUGAUGGCGUACGCGGUGUUUGGCCUUUUCAUCUCCGACAAAGCCGAAGAAGCGUUUGGCUUGACCCCAACGGAGGAAGACAAGAAAAGGCUUCGAGAGGCUGUGCCGAAGAUUCACAUCAUUGAGAAGGAGAGCAAGUGA
Molecule: messenger RNA, 204 nt
Organism: Neohortaea acidophila
Lineage: Eukaryota; Fungi; Ascomycota; Dothideomycetes; Mycosphaerellales; Teratosphaeriaceae
Exons: 2
Coding region: 1-204 (67 amino acids)
Source: RefSeq, a predicted model, not a curated record